Messenger RNA from Myxocyprinus asiaticus (Chinese sucker), 3426 nucleotides. Its product is annotated as molybdenum cofactor biosynthesis protein 1-like. Gene Ontology annotation, biological process: Mo-molybdopterin cofactor biosynthetic process. Gene Ontology annotation, molecular function: cyclic pyranopterin monophosphate synthase activity; 4 iron, 4 sulfur cluster binding; metal ion binding. The transcript is spliced from 11 exons. The record is from RefSeq and is a predicted model, not a curated record. NCBI's taxonomy places the organism in Eukaryota, Metazoa, Chordata, Actinopteri, Cypriniformes, Catostomidae. Bases 91 to 2358 code for a protein of 755 amino acids.
UGUUCCAGGCUGCAGGUCAAGUUUAACGCAACCACAACUCUAGCAGAUAAUGUUCUUAUUUUAGCACAGGCUGACAUUGGUGCGUUUGUGAUGGCCUUACACUGCAGCAGACUCGGCCGCCUUAUCAUAGGAGCACACGCCGCGACUGAGGCCUGCUCAAGGCGGGCAGUUCGACAGUUGUGUGGGGGAUAUAAAGUGUGUCGAUGGUAUUGUGGUGUCACUUAUGAUGAGAAGAGACUGGAGCAGGUGUGUAUGUCAGACUCUACCUGCACAUCUGCACAGGUCCGAGAGCUUGCGCAUCUAGGUGGUCGUAGGCAAGUCCUGAAAGAUGUCCUGCCAUUCUCAGCAUUCCUGACGGACUCUUUUGGACGUAGGCAUAAUUACCUCCGCAUUUCCCUCACGGAGAAAUGUAACCUCCGCUGUCAGUACUGUAUGCCUGAGGAGGGAGUAAAACUCACCCCUCGCUCUCAGCUCAUAACAACAGAAGAGGUGCUGACGUUAGCCAGACUCUUUGUACAAGAGGGGGUGAACAAGAUACGCCUGACUGGAGGAGAACCCCUCAUUCGGCCAGACGUUCUACAUAUAAUUACGGAACUGAGGAAGUUGGAAGGUCUGAAGACCAUCGCAGUGACCACUAAUGGCAUGAAUUUAGCCCGACUGUUGCCUGGUCUUAAGAAAGCUGGAGUGGAUCUUCUCAACAUCAGCCUGGACUCUCUAGUACCUGCCAAAUUUGAGUUCAUCGUUAGACGCAAAGGCUUUCAUAAAGUGAUGGAAAGUAUUGAGAAGGCCAUAGAAAUGGGCUACAAUCCAGUCAAGGUGAACUGUGUGGUCAUGAGAGGUCUCAACGAAGAUGAGCUCCUGGACUUUGUGGCACUAACAGAAAGGAAAACCUUGGAUGUGAGAUUCAUUGAGUACAUGCCUUUUGAUGGUAACAGAUGGAACUUCAAGAAGAUGGUGAGUUAUCAGGAGAUGUUGGACUGUAUAAAGCAGAAGUGGCCCAAUCUGGAGUCUGUGCCUGGAGAAGAAACAGACACGGCCAAGGCUUUUAGAGUGCCAGGGUUUCAGGGCCAGCUGGGUUUCAUUACCUCAAUGUCAGACCAUUUCUGCGGCUCCUGCAACCGCCUGCGCAUCACAGCCGACGGCAACCUUAAGGUGUGUUUAUUUGGGAACGCGGAGGUGUCUUUGAGGGAUUGCUUACGCUCUGGUGCAUCUGAAGAGGAACUGCUACACAUCAUUGGGGCUGCGGUGGGGAGGAAGAAGAAACAGCAUGCAGGGAUGUUCAAUAUAUCUCAGAUGAAGAACAGGCCGAUGAUCCUCAUUGGUAGAGAUUGCAGGUGGCUGCUGCCAGAGCCUCGGUUUAGCGGCAGUCCGAGGCAGUCUCUUCCUCUAAUGCACCACAUGGAUUCAGCAGCCUCAAGUACUACCCAGUCAUCAAGAAAAUACAGUCAACAGUGGUGUUGCAAUGGCCAUCAAGACUACAAUGCAACGAUAGGUUUGACUCAUUCUUGUAGGAAGGAUAAUCGAUCAAACAUUUACCAGAUCGAUAAUGUUUGCCACAGAGUGAAGCCAAGGGAAGUAGCCUUAGAGUCACUUAACAGUGAUGCAAUGAGAGAUUCUUAUUGUCAAAUUAAUGCUGGUGCUUCAGAAAAACACACAAUUAAAAGCUUUCAUACGCACAUUGCACAAUUGGAAUCACGCCCUGCGAUGUUACAGUCCAAAAUGUUUGUCCCUAACCCCUUCCUUAGUGCACUACCAUGGAAAUUCAAACUCAGAGGCCCAGUUCUGCAGAGUAUGCGGUGUUGCCACAACAAAACCCAUGAAUCUGGUUCUAAAAUUUUGAAAAUGCCAUAUGAAGACCCACAAUCCCCCAGCCAUGAUGGAACAUCCAAUAAGCUGACCCACACUGACGCACAGGGUAAAGCCUCCAUGGUCAGUGUGGGCAGUAAGGCGGUAACUUGUCGCAUGGCCACAGCCUCUGGCAAGGUCCUCUUGGGUCCUAAGGCUUUUAAUUUAGUGCGUGCCAACCAACUCGCCAAGGGUGAUGCCCUAGCGGUAGCACAGCUAGCGGGCAUCAUGGGCGCCAAGCAGACCGCAGCUCUCAUUCCACUUUGCCACCCCCUUCCCCUUGACCACGCCUGUGUUACCAUUGAGCUGCUGGAGGAAGGGCAUACUGCUGUCAUCAAGGCAACCUGCCAAACUACUGGCCGCACAGGAGUGGAGAUGGAAGCCCUGACUGCUGUGACGGUGGCUGCGUUAGCGCUCUAUGAUAUGUGCAAAUCGGUCAGCCGUGAUAUCGUUAUUUCUGACAUCAAGCUGCACAGCAAGAUGGGCGGACAGAGAGGCGACUUCCAGCGCUGACCCGACUCCUAAAGAACGCACAAGCUUCAGGCUAAAUCUCAUUGUUUAUGAAAGUUUGAAUGUAGCUAGGUCAUUCUUCUCUCUAGAGUGACGUCGGCAUUCUGUAAAUGAAGUGUGCCUUUAGCUCACCCAGUUAUUGCCAAUACAUUUUUCCUGUGAGCAAAAUUUCUUGUGAAAUCUGACUGAUUCAGUGAGACUUUUGUCAUUUAUAAGCAUAAACCUAUAGCAUAUAAAGAAUAAUGUAUUUUAGUGCAGUUAUUUUGAUAAUCAAAUCUUGAGAAGCGUUUCAUAGUACAUUGCAGUGAAGGCCUGUAAUUAUGAGCGAAUCGCAACUAUUUAUACCAAGUGUGAUACAAAUUUUUGUCAGGCUCUGAAAAAAUGUUUGCAUACCUGGUCAAAAGUGAAUUGCACUCAUCAUGGUAAUUCAAGUGCUUUAAUGAAAAGUACAACCCAUCUGAUGGUGUGCAAUUGUGAUCUAGAGGCUUUUACUAAUGGCACAAAAUUCUAUAGCAUCCACUCUGUGUGAAAAUGCUUCCUUACUUUGUAAGGAAGUGUUACUGCCAAUAUGUUGUUAUUUUAAAGAAUACAGAUUAUGAUAUCAAAAAGAAAAUCAAAGUGGAAACUUAUAAAGUAGGGCAUCAUUCACAAAGCUCAAGCACAACAAAUAUCUGUGUAAAAUGCGUAAAACCAUUCUUUAAUUCAUUGUUGUAUGAGAAUAGAAAUUAUUUUUGCUCGUUUUAUGAAUGAGGCCCACAGUUGUUGUUUUUAGAGGUUUUUUUUUUUUUUUUCGUCAAGCUGUUUAUACCUUGCAUGAAAUAAAAUACUAACACAAAAUUCCACCACCAAACCAGAAAUUGUAGAAGGAUGCACUAUUACUCAUUUGAAAACCAGAGACUUAAGUCUGAUCUCUAGAUUUUAGAAACAGUUUACUUGAGACUAAAAAUAAGACAGGGAAUAUUUAAAGGAAUAGUUCACCCAAAAAUGUAAAUUCUCUCAUCAUUUACUCACCCUUAUACCAUCCCAGAUGUUUAUGACUUACUUUCUUCAGCAGGACACAAAUGAAGAUUU